GUACUGGCAAGGGCCAGGACGACGAGAACGAUCCGGAAGUCAUCUCCACAAGGGCUAGCUUGCUCUGCGGCCGGUUGGUGGGUGCCUUUCCUGACCGCCUUGACGCGGUCCUGGAAGCGGAUCUGCUCAAACGAUUGUCUCGGCUGGUGGAGA
Molecule: messenger RNA, 153 nt
Organism: Symbiodinium pilosum
Lineage: Eukaryota; Dinophyceae; Suessiales; Symbiodiniaceae
Source: the annotation of a GenBank genome assembly